Messenger RNA from Aspergillus calidoustus, 834 nucleotides. The record is from the annotation of a GenBank genome assembly. NCBI's taxonomy places the organism in Eukaryota, Fungi, Ascomycota, Eurotiomycetes, Eurotiales, Aspergillaceae.
AUGUCCGACAGAGCUAAAGAGGCCAUCCGUGCGGAAUCCUCCAAUCUCGCCGCAACCGCCCACGACAUCGCCUUCUCCGGUGCAUACCUUUACCCAUUCAGGGGCAUAAUCCACCUCCUCACCCACCCACCCCUCUACACGCCUCUCCUCCGCCGCGCGCUCCAAACCCUCACGCUCGGAAUCUCCAUAACAACCUCUCUCUUUGUCUUCACCUACCUACCCCAAGUCGCCCUCGUCACCCUCCUCACGGGCCCGCUUGCCUUCCUCUCGCCCCUAACAACCUCGCUGCUAAUCCUCACCGAGUCCGCGAUCCUCACGAACUUUUUCGCGCGCGGCUGGAUCCUCUCCGAUGCGCUGAUCGACAUCUUCGACGCCGUCCUCCUAGACCGCGGGUGCCAGGCGCUCGUUGAGCGUGGGCGCGAGGUCAAGGCUCUACGCGCGGGCAGCGGGGACGGGGUUAUGGCGCGGCUUGGAAAGUUGAGGGUUAAGCCGCGGUUUGUCGGCGAGGGUGGGGUGUCAGGUUGGGUAGAAGGUCUUAUUAGGUCUGUGUUGUUGCUCCCGUUGAACUUUGUUCCUGUCGUGGGCACCGUUGGGUAUGUGUAUGUUGCCGGGAAGAAGGCCGGGCCCGGGCUGCAUGAGAGGUAUUUCCAGUUGAGGGGGAUGGGGAGUGAGGAGAGGAGGAAGUGGAUUGAGAAGAAGAGGGGCGGCUAUACUGGGCUGGGUAUGGCGUCUGUGCUGCUUGAGAUGGUUCCCUUUGCGUCGAUCCUGUUCGAGUUCAGUAAUGCUGUUGGCGCGGCGCUGUGGGCGGCUGAUUUGGAGAAGGGCAGGGAGUAA